UUCCAUAUUCAACUUUCAAAUACGUCACAUAGCAUUUAUUCAGAAUAAAAAUCAAAAGUUAUUCUUCAAAAACUAACUCAAAAAUAAUGUAGAUAAUUUUCGCAAAGCAUACAAAAGAUAAAUUUCUGUUUAAAUUCAAAAUGGGUACCAUACGAUAUUGCAACCAAAUCAAAAGUUUGAAUCACAUUUUGGCCGCGAGCAACCAUAAUAUCGGUCAAGCUAUUGUUAUAACAGCCCGCCACAAGAGUUACUCAAAGGACAAGGAUUGCUGCCGGGACGUUCCGCAAGCUGAGGGCAAGACGGUGGUGCCGUGGCCUCGCGCGCCCAUGUGGCCUUGCAACUUCCCUGAAGAGCCGCAGCCCCCCAAUUAUGACCCCUACAAGAUUAAAUCACCGGAUGUGGUCGUGCCACCCCUACCACCCAGCAACGCCAAGCCAAUGCUGGAAUGCCGACGGACGAAGGGCCCUUGCUCGAUGAAACCGGUGCCCGAUCCGCCGCCCUGUCCGCCCCCGCCGCCGCCGCCAUUCCCUUGGGUGUACGUGUGGGGUCUCGCCUCCUUCCUCGGCACUGUGGGCUUGAUUUACAAAUUAUAUUUAUGGAAGGAGGAGCAGGACAAACUUGGAGAAAAUAUACCAAUAUGGCGUCCAAGGCGUGUUAUAAAGCGGCCAUUCCACGAGAAGGAUAUACCGCCAUGUGUCCAGUACUUGAUAAUCGGUGCGGGAGCGGCCGGCUGGGCGGCCUACAACUCUAUCAUAGAACACGAUAAAACCGCGAAGGUGUUUUUCAUAGCGAAAGAAGACUGCUUGCCGUACAAACGACCCCCGAUGUCAAAGUACAUGUGGUGGAACCCCGAGCCGCCCGAUAUCAAGAACCUUUAUUAUGUUCAGGAUUGGAAGAAGAAAACAAUGUACCUGUCUGAGUGUCGCAACUUUCUGGAUCCUGUGAAGUUCUAUCGCAAGAAGACGGGUCCGGCGGUCUCCAUAGCGACAGGGUGGUGCGUACUGCGCGUUGACGCUGAUAGCCACGUCGCCUGGAUCAAGACGCUCUGCGGCGAGCAGCCCAUAUACUACGAGCGAUGUCUGAUAGCACCAGGUUCCAAACCGAAGCAGCUGUCGAUGUUUAAAUCCGCGCCCAAGGCGGUGCGUGAUCGCGUCUGCAACCUGCGCACUAUCCGCGACCUGGAGAUCGCGUACCGUAGUGUCAAGAAGUCCAAGCACGUGGUGGUGAUCGGAGGAGGCCCGCUCGGCUGCGAGCUCGCCUGGUACCUCGGCAGGAUGAAUAAAUUGGACAAGGAGUUAGACCCGGAUCAUGAGCCGAUAAAGAUAGUACACAUUUACAAGGACAAGGGCAUCAUGGCUAGCGUGAUCCCGGAGUACCUGGGUGAAUGGGCAGCUGAGAAGAUCAGAAAGGAAGGCGUCACCAUUAAACCUAAAACUCAAGUAUACGAUGCCUACCAGUCAGAAGACGGUCGUCUGGAGUUGACUUUGUCUGAUGGAACGUCACUCGUCACAGAUUAUGCAUUUGUGGCGGUGGGCUCACAACCGCGUAUGGAUCUGGCGGAGCCUUCGUAUCUGGAAGUUGACGACGUCAAUGGCGGCUUCGUGGUUAAUACGGAACUGAUGGCCAGGACGCAUUUAUACGUUGCCGGUGACGCGGCUAGUUUCUACUCGCAAUGGAAGGACACUCGGCUGCGACUGGAUCACUACCUGAACGCGCAGGAGCAGGGCUACGUGGCAGGCGCUAAUAUGACCGGCUACUGGUGUGCAGAGGAGGCGGCCAAGGCGACACAGGCGCCAGCUGGCGGCGGCGGCGGAGGGGACAGACCCUGUUAUAAAAAGAGCAACGAGUAUCAGAGCCGGUACCUGCGCGGUCUACUAAUGUAUAUGCGCGACGAGACUGUGGUCGGCUUCGUCUUCUGGAACAUGCCGCCGAUAGACGACCGCGCCGCCGUCGCCACCGAGAUUUUGCGCGCGAAGCCGUCAUACAAAGACAUCGACCUGAUCGCAGAUCUGCUAGGUUUUGUUGACACAAAAUGUAUCUAUAAGAAGCAGGAGGAGUUGAUAGAGAAGGGUCCUUGCAUCAAGAAGUAA
Papilio xuthus (Asian swallowtail) is the source of this 2090-nucleotide messenger RNA. It is a transcript of the gene aif, whose product is annotated as apoptosis-inducing factor. The transcript is spliced from 15 exons. Gene Ontology annotation, biological process: apoptotic process; mitochondrial respiratory chain complex assembly. NCBI's taxonomy places the organism in Eukaryota, Metazoa, Arthropoda, Insecta, Lepidoptera, Papilionidae. Gene Ontology annotation, cellular component: mitochondrion; cytoplasm. The coding region runs from base 141 to 2090 and encodes 649 amino acids. The record is from RefSeq and is a predicted model, not a curated record. Gene Ontology annotation, molecular function: NAD(P)H oxidase H2O2-forming activity; FAD binding.